AUGUCUUUCUACAAGGAUUGGUCGAUGUUCAAAAUGAGUUGGUCUUUCCAGAUUGGCUCUACUAGAGAAGACAUCGAAUCUAUCGACCCACUUCAGAAAACAGCAGAAUCUCAGCAGAAAAUUAGCAACCAAAUCAGCAAGACUAAGGGAAAGCUGAUCAGAAGAAAUCAGACUAGCAAAGAUCGAGUAACACUCCAUCCCCACCCAGCAGUCAAGCUCUUCGGCCAAUUUCUGAUGAUUGAUGUCGAUUUCCAUCCCGAAACUGGUCAGGAGUCUACACACGUUCCAACUCUCAUGGAAGUUCUCCCAGAGUAUGACAACUUCACACGCUUUAUUCAUAUCAGAUUCCACGACGAGCUUUCAGAUAUAGACACUGACGAGGGUUAUCAACGCAGAGAGGCUAUUCAGAGUAUCAUGUCUGUGUUGAAUGAUUUUCAAGGGAUCUGGAGCUUCACUGCCGUGAGACGCAUAGAUAAGCAUAAUUCUACUCAGGUGAUAUUAGUUAGUACGCGUGAGCUCUGCAUACCCUUGGAUAAGAUUGCUAGCUCGGCUUCAGACAUCGGACACUAG
Botrytis porri is the source of this 570-nucleotide messenger RNA. RefSeq lists its product as uncharacterized. The record is from RefSeq and is a predicted model, not a curated record. Bases 1 to 570 code for a protein of 189 amino acids. The transcript has a single exon. NCBI's taxonomy places the organism in Eukaryota, Fungi, Ascomycota, Leotiomycetes, Helotiales, Sclerotiniaceae.